AUGCUCAAAUUGUGCACCCAAUUGGGUACCAGGAAAGAAACAAAUUGUAAAGAUGCUGGAAAUGGCGACAUGCAACUCCAUGCAGGGAGCAUGAGAGAGUGUUUGGUGGUGACAAGUGUAUGUUAUUUCCAACGAUACGGUCAAGCUCAAGGUAGCUGUGAUUUUUCAGGCACUGUAGCUGUUAGCCCCAAUCCUCCUCCAAAUGUUGCUUCAACUUGCAGCUUUCCCUCAAGUAGCACAGGGGCAAACACAGGCACCACACCAACCGAGACAACCACCACCGGGUCAACCACCAAUGGCUCAACCACAGGGAUUCCAACCACCGUGUUUGGUGGUACGAGGAUAACACUGGGUCCGACGGGGACCACAAGCAUCAAUGAUCCAAGCAGUGCUAUGGGUCUCUUCACUAACAACUUGUUUUGCACUUUUGUUGCUACGACAACCCUCUGGAUUUUAGGGUCAUCUUGGCUUUGA
This is a messenger RNA of Hibiscus syriacus, 474 nucleotides long. Its product is annotated as carbohydrate-binding X8 domain-containing protein-like. The transcript is spliced from 4 exons. The record is from RefSeq and is a predicted model, not a curated record. NCBI's taxonomy places the organism in Eukaryota, Viridiplantae, Streptophyta, Magnoliopsida, Malvales, Malvaceae. Bases 1 to 474 code for a protein of 157 amino acids.